ACGCUACUCUCUAUGAGGCGUUGAAAUAUGAGAAAGGCAUUAAUAAGUUUAUUCAGGUACAAUUCGUAUCAUAGAUGAGGUUAUGUUACUUAAGCCUUUCAAAUUUAAAUGUAAUCACAAAUAUACGGAUCCUAACAGAAACGUAUCUGAAAAUAUAUGAAAGUAUUCAUAAGAAAGUGAUAAAAUGAAAGUAUUAGUAUGUUAAGAUAUAAAGUACUGUAGGGCUCUAUUUGUUGGGACCUGAUCUCUUCGAGUGAAUUCUCAUCCUGCGCACCGACAAGAGAAUCCUCCGUAAAAUUGAUAACCUCUUCAAACAUAUUUUUCUUCAUUAUUUUAUUUGAGAUUGAAAUCAUAGAUUACUCACAAUAUUAUCUACAAAAUUUUAAUUUUAUUAAUAUGGAAUAGCAUAUUAUAAUAAUAUUUUGAAAUUAAAAUAUAGUAUUUAUAUGAUGACCUAUUCGUGAUUUUUCUGAAUAUAGAAUAAUACAUAUAUUAAACAAAUCAUUACUGAAAAUACAAAAUAUAAAAUAAACAGAAUUUAUCUUUAACAACGAACAAUUAAUAUAAUCUAUAUUCAAUGAAACUCGAUUAAUAGAUUUGUAACACAAUACAAAAAUAGAAUAAAGCAAAUAAUAAAUUAAUCGAGUAUUAAUCGAGUUAAAUCGAAUAUAAUCGAUUCAUAAUUUUUAUUGAAAUCGCCACUAGAAUGCGCUCUUGAAGUUUAGAUAGUUUACGCGUGAUGUACAGUAAACGUUGUUUGAAGAGGUUACACAGUUUAGCUAUCACAAUUUAGAAAUUCGUGAAUAUGUCGGUAUGUUACUCGAGGUUUCUUGUGAAUGUUGAAAUGUUUCUUGAAAAUGGUGUAUAGACGCUAUCGAGAUCCUGGAGUUUUUUUAGAGCAAUGGUGCCACGGUUCGGAUACAUCGAGUUCUACUAUUAUAUAAGUGCAGAAACAACAUUUAAGGAUCUAUUUAAUAGUACCUCAUGCGCGAAACCACCCUACGAAUGUCCACAUCCCCAGAUUGAAUUUUAUUUGUACACCAGAGAAACACAGAAAAAACCUUUACGCAUAGACGUUCGCAAGUUUGAUUCACUUUAUUAUUCCAAAUUUAAUAAAUCGCAUCCCACGAAAAUUAUUAUUCACGGUUUUGGAGGAGGAAGAAAUUUAAUACCAAGUCCGGAUCUUCGAAAAGCAUAUUUCACGCGAGGUAAUUACAAUAUUAUAAUCGUCGAUUAUGGUACGUUAGUACGCGAGCCCUGUUUGUCGCAAAUACAAUGGGGCCCAGAUUUCUGUUCACGAUGUAUUGCUCAAUUGGUAAGAUAUUUGAGGGAUCAUCCUCGAGGAACAAGAGUGGAGAAUAUACACGUACUUGGAUAUAGCGUGGGCGCGCAUAUAGCUGGUCUGAUAGCGAAUUAUUUGCCCGAUGAUAAACUUGGAAGAAUUACAGGUAGACUCGAUCCUACGAUAUUUUUCUACAUGAAUGGAAAUCGAUCGAUGGAUUUAGACGAGACGGACGCGCAUUUCGUCGAUGUAAUUCACACUGGUGCUGGAAUUUUGGGUCAAUGGGGACCAACCGGCCAUGCAGAUUUUUAUGUGAACGGAGGCUCCAGCCAACCCGGAUGCGCAACAUAUUCCUUGCUUCAGACGCUGUCAUGCGAUCACACAAAAGUGACUCCUUAUUACAUAGAAUCGAUCACGACGAAAGUAGGGUUCUGGGCAGCUCCGUGUGGAAAUCUUUUUUCUUACCUGAUCGGCUGGUGCAAUCCGAAAUUCGAGGAAUACAUACUGAUGGGAGAAGACGCUCCGCAUACAGCACGAGGCAUCUACUAUCUCUCAACAAACGCACACAAACCAUACGCCCGCGGCCUUCCCGUAAAAAACCAACGAACGACAAAUCGGAAACGAUCGUCCUCCCACCAGUAUUGAGCUUAUUGAAGCAACUGAUUAAUAUAAUUAUAGAAUAAUUAUAGUACAAGUAUUUGUUAUUUUUGUAUGGAUCGUACGACGUGUUACGUUUGAAUCUGUUGUUUCUUUAUAUAUUUUUUAAUUAAUUUUUACGUAAUAAACUAUUUUGCUAGGCAACCUACCGUGAAUAACCGCAUACCAUUGGUAGCUGAUUCAUGCAUUUGUUCGUAUUCCAUAUUAUUAUAGUCUUCCAAGAACUUUCACUCUUUCCAAUUCUAACAAUUCUAUGUAAUCAUUCAUUUGUUUCAUGACCAUGAUUGUUCCAUAUUCUUGUUAAUUUUAAAUCUGGCUUUUUUUACUGUCACGGCUCGUUGUUUUCUUAAAUGAGGUGAAUGCAAGCCGGACUUCGACAUAUUUUAUUUAAAAUAUUGAAUUAUUUCAUCUACUUUAUUAAACUUUAUUUAAAACUAUGUAACUAUAUAUUUAAAAUCAAGUAAAUUAUUUUUAAAUUA
This is a messenger RNA of Apis cerana (Asiatic honeybee), 2418 nucleotides long. Its product is annotated as phospholipase A1 member A. Lineage: Eukaryota; Metazoa; Arthropoda; Insecta; Hymenoptera; Apidae. Gene Ontology annotation, biological process: lipid catabolic process. The record is from RefSeq and is a predicted model, not a curated record. Gene Ontology annotation, molecular function: serine hydrolase activity; lipase activity.